Messenger RNA from Engraulis encrasicolus (European anchovy), 3510 nucleotides. RefSeq names its product transmembrane channel like 5 (gene tmc5). The record is from RefSeq and is a predicted model, not a curated record. Gene Ontology annotation, cellular component: plasma membrane. Gene Ontology annotation, molecular function: mechanosensitive monoatomic ion channel activity. Lineage: Eukaryota; Metazoa; Chordata; Actinopteri; Clupeiformes; Engraulidae. The transcript has 21 exons. The coding region runs from base 231 to 3026 and encodes 931 amino acids.
GGGGGUCACCCCAGCUGCUGCAAGCUUUGGGCUAAAAUUAGACACAGAGAAUCUCUGCUUCUUUAGCUCUUCAAACAACUGGUAUCCUGGCAUAAGAGAGGAGUUGGAGGCAAGAGGUGGUUCAGCUACACCUGAACCCUCAAGCUGCUUGGCUCACCGAGGCCUUGUCUGGGAUUGGUAUCUCACCUUGAGCUGGCAGGAAAAUUGCCAGACAGAAGGGAAGGUGCGACAUGUCGAAAAGAUUUGGCUUGUUUCCAGCUCCGCAGAAAAGUUCUCCCAGACCCAGUCAUCGCCAGGGUAACUUGGAGGACAUGGCUUCUUCUAGCAGCGGAGGGCAAAAUGACAACACAACUGUGGAGGAGAUUUAUCUUCCUCCACCCCAGCCCAGGACUUCCACUUGGCAGCAAAACAGAACAUCUAUAGGCAGCGCAGCCACACUGGACACCACACGCAGGUACACCGUGGAUAUCCCCAAAACCCCCAGAGAUCAAACAUUACCGGAAAACAACAAAAGACGUCCAAAGAAGUCAAACUUGAACUUGCUGGCGCGCUCCUCUACAGUCCUGUGCAAGCUGGGUCUGUCAGAGGCAGAGAUCAAGACUCAGCUAGAGAAUGACAGGGCGGAGCUGGUCCGGGACCUGGUGAGGAUGCCUCGGAGGACGCGAGCUCAAGCGAUCCGAUCUCUGGCAGUGAGCUUUGAGGAGAAGAGAGGGAUCAGGCAUCGGGUGCUGGAAGCCAAGCUAUCCAAAGACUCUGUGAAGCGCACAUGUUGCACAGACUGCUCGGAGCAGGUCUCCUUGGCUCUGCGGCGGUUCUGGGCGAGCCUGUUGUCGUGGUGUGUCCGGAUGCAGCUGUGGAACGGGGCCCUGAAAGAGAUCGGCGGGCGUUUCGGCACGGCCGUGCUCACCUACUUCGCCUUCCUGAAGUGGCUGCUGAUGUUCAACGUCUCUCUUCUACUCUUCAACUUCAGCUUCAUCACCGUGCCUGAGAUCAUACAAGCACACAACACCACCGCCGACAACUCCACAUUCAAAGGCCUGGAACUGCUCACCGGCACUGGUUACUUUGACCAGUCCAUUUUCUUCUAUGGGGGCUACAAUGGGGAGAUGAUCAAAGUGGGCUCCUAUGAUAUGCAGCUGGCCUAUCUCUUCACCAUGUUCACUUACAUGAUGCUCUGUGGCAUAUCCAUCGUCUACCGCUUGGGUAAGUCCGUGUGGAGGAGCGUGUUUGCCAACAGUCAGAUUGGCUACGGAGCAUGGCGAUUCUUCUGCAGCUGGGACUUCAGCAUCCUCAAUGAGAAGGCCAUCCACAGCUUCCAGAAGAAAAUCUUUGUCCAGAUCAAGGAGUCCCUGGCAGACUCAACAGAGAAGCCUGUGCCCACUGCAUCAGACCGGCUGAAGAGUCUGGGCCUCCAUGCGACCGCCUGGUUCCUCUACAUAGCACUCGCCCUCAUCUCCUGCACCUCUGUCUACUACCUGGCCACAUACAACUUAGAGAUGGUGAAGGAGGCUCUGCACUCCGGAGACCUGAAGUCGGAGGCCUUCUUCCUGCUGCUGCCUCUGCUGGUGUCCUUCAUCAACCUGGUGGUGCCCCUGCUCUACGCCCUUCUCUCCCGCAUAGAGCACUACGAAAACCUGCGCAUCAAGAUGUACGCCGGCCUGCUCAGAGAUGUCCUCCUGAAGAUGUCUAUUCUGGGCAUUCUGUGCUACUACUGGUUGACCGAUGCUCCCAGCGAAAUCCCCUGCUGGGAGUCAUUCGUAGGGCAGGAUGUAUACCGCAUGGUCAUCACUGACUUCCUCUUCAGUGUGCUGGGAUGUGUCUUUGGAGAGUACCUAUGCAGCUUGAUUGGAACCAAGUGUUUGAAAAACCUGAAACCUCCAGAGUUUGACAUCACCAGAAAUGUUCUGGAUCUGAUUUACGCUCAGACUCUAGUUUGGAUCGGGGUGUAUUUCUCUCCUCUUCUGCCCAUCAUUCAGAUCGUCAAGUUGUUCAUCUUAUUUUACAUGAAGAAGCUGAGCAUAAGUCUGAUCCUCCGGCCCUCCACUGGGCCUGGGCUGGCUGCUGAGAUGAAGAUGGCCUUUGUCGCACUGCUCUUCUUCCCCUCCUACAUCGGCUCCCUCUUCAUUGUGGGCUACAUCAUAUGGAGAUUAAAGCCCUCGGCCACUUGCGGCCCCUUCCAGGGUUUCGAAGUUACCAUGGACGCCGUGUCCUCUUGGCUGGAGUCCACCGACAUCUCGGCCCACCGGCUCGUCAUCCAGGGCCAGCUCCUCCUGCUGCUGGUCUCAUCCAUCAUGCUCAUCAUUCUUUGUUUUCUCUGGCAAAUAGUUCAGGACAGGAAACAUCUCAUCAUUGCUUUGCGUGAGCAAAUCGUCAACGAGGGGAAAGACAAGGCCUUCCUGUUAGAGAAGCUGCGUACGACCCAGGGACUCUCCCCCAGACCUCAGGUACGUUUCCUGAACGAGGAGGCUCGGUCUGGCAGAAGGGCCAGUUACAAACCGGCCCAGAACACGCCCGGGCCCCGGGGCCUCAGAAAGGGUAGAGUAGGUCCAGGCAGACCGCUUCUACCACCAGAGAUGGCCAACCAAGGGUCCCCCGCCUCCUCCCCAAACGCGCCAGGAGGGCCGCCCUCAACUGGGGCCCUGGUAGACAGCAGACAUCCGCAGCAGCAGCAGCAGCAGGCAGCCAGGGCAGAGCAGGCAGCAAGGCCCGAUGGCAGGAGCUCAGGGGCGGCCAGCAGCAGGGGCCAGAGCACACACGCCUCUUCCCCAGCGGCGGACACUCCUCGCUCCCCCUUAGCCGAUAGCCCUGGAGCGCCCAGGGCCAACCGGGCGGACUGCUGGGUGGAGGACGAGAGGCCUGGUCCUCCCCCUCCGGUGGUUCCUCAGAUAGCCUGGGGCAACACCCCCCCCAGAUACCCCCGGCGGCUGGAACCUCUCACCCCACGAGGGGGGGCCCAGGCACCUAUGCCAGGGGCAGCUCCCAAUAACCGCAGGCACACAGAUAGGACUCCCAGAUCCAACAUGUGACAGGAAACUCCAUACUGGAGAAAAAAAAACACACGCACACGCACACACACACACACACACACACCAGAAAGGGGAAGGGUCUUGCGGCAGCUUCAUGGCAUUAUUUAUUGAGUGCGUAAUAAUUUUGUUUUUGUUGGCCCAAUUUUUUAGGGCUCUUCAUUUUCUAUGAUUUAUAAUUGAAGUUGAUAUUUUGUUGGCUCUUUUGUUUUAUUAUUAUGUUCAUUUAUUUCAAUUUUUUCUACUCGUUUUCUCCUUAGGAUUGUUUUGAUGUUCUGACUUCUUGAUUCUUCCAAGUUGGAUUAACUGGGUAAAUGUUUAUUAUUACAUGUAUAUAGUCCUACCACUGCUGCCUUGUCAUAUUUCCUCAAUAUUGUACAAUAAACUGUCAUUACACUAAAACUCAGGUGCUGCUCUGAUUUACAGUGUCACCACCUUCACCAGUCAUUGGGAGAGGAGGAGUAGAAAUAAAGUCUGCAGUUGUUCA